Messenger RNA from Theileria equi strain WA, 676 nucleotides. RefSeq names its product 60S ribosomal protein L13e, putative. Gene Ontology annotation, molecular function: RNA binding; structural constituent of ribosome. Gene Ontology annotation, cellular component: ribosome; cytosolic large ribosomal subunit. Gene Ontology annotation, biological process: translation. Lineage: Eukaryota; Apicomplexa; Aconoidasida; Piroplasmida; Theileriidae. The transcript is spliced from 2 exons. The record is from RefSeq and is a predicted model, not a curated record. The coding region runs from base 51 to 662 and encodes 203 amino acids.
AAUUCGCCACGGAAUUUGAGUAACGAAGGGCGCUUAACAGGAAUUUCAAAAUGGUGAGGCACAACAAUGUUAUAUCCAAUGUUCACCGUGUAAAGUGCAAGGGUCGCUUUAUCAAGCCAAUUCUCAACCAGGCUGGCAAGAAGCACGCCAGGAGGGUUGCUCGCCAGAAAAAGGCCGGUGAAAUCACUCCCUCUGGUUUAUUGAGGCCAUUGGUCCAUAUGCCUACCAGGCGUUACAACUACAAGGUUAGGUUCGGACGUGGCUUUACUCUCCAGGAGCUCAAGGCCGCCGGCAUUGGCAAGAAGGUUGCCCGCACUAUCGGAAUUGCAGUCGACCACAGGAGGUCCAACAAGUGCGCUGAAAGUUUGGAUUUAAAUGUCAAUCGUCUCAAGACCUGGUUGUCCAAGUUGGUCUUGUUCCCAAGGAAGAAGCACGCCAAGAAGGGUUUCUCUGGCAUUCCAGAUGAUACGCCAAAGGAGAAGUUGGCCACACUCGCCCUCUCCAAGGUAUCCAUCAAGAAGGUCAUGCCUGUUGUUCAAGAUUUCUUUGCCGAGGCACCAAGGGCAAUCACCGAACAGGAAGCCUCAGCCGAGGUCUACCACAAGUUGAGAGUUGCCAGAAAGGCCGCCAAGGCAAAGAAGGCUGCUGCCGAAUCCGCAUAAGUUUUUUUCAUUUG